Messenger RNA from Cuscuta campestris, 1553 nucleotides. The record is from the annotation of a GenBank genome assembly. NCBI's taxonomy places the organism in Eukaryota, Viridiplantae, Streptophyta, Magnoliopsida, Solanales, Convolvulaceae.
CUCGCAGUGUAAGAAAACCCCACGCCGAGAGAGAAGGAAAAGCCUGGCCGAGAGAGAAGGAAACGCCGAGGGAGAGAGAAGUGCGACGAGGGGGAGAUCGACGGACCCAACUCGACCGGAGGCAGCAAAUGGAUGUACAUCCGGGACCUAUUUUACGCGAUGUUUUAGUAAUUGAAGCGGGAGACCAUAGGUGUGAUGCGGUUUGGGCCGAAGAAGAAUAUGCUAAAAAAGUAUUAAAGUGUCACAGGACUUGUACUAGUUUGUAUACGAGGACUCUUAUUGUUAAUAGACCUGUUCGUGUGAGUGAGUUUUUACGAGAAUACGGAUUUUAUGGGGUUGAGAAAGUUGGUGGCUUGCAGUUGGACUGGGCUUUGAUCACAGCUCUAGUGGAGAGAUGGAGGCCCGAGACCCAUUCAUUCCAUCUUCCCUUCGGAGAGGUUGGAAUUACUUUGUAGGAUGUAGAGGUUUUGCUUGGUUUGCCCGUAGAUGGCAAUCCAUUGGCGGGGAUGACUGGCCGAUCCAGAGAUCAGUGGAUUCAGAUUUGUGAGGACAUGAUGGGAUUUAGGCCUCAAACAUCCGACAUUACUUCUACUAUGAUUAAGAUGUCUGCCAUUGUUCUUAAGGAACUAACAUAUCAGAGUUUAGAUGUAGAUUACUUGCAGCAUGCUAGAGCUAUUAUGUUUAAGUUGUUGGGUGGUAGCCUAUUUCCCAACACGACGGGAAAUAGGGUUAGUUUGUAUCUUUUAGAGAUUAUCAUGGGUGACGCAAACAUUGUGCGAGGUCGUGCGAUUGGUUCGGCAGUACUCAAUUACUUGUAUCGUAGUAUGUGUCGUGCUAGUGCGACGAGUGAAUCACAGAUUGGAGGUUGUCUAGUCUUGUUACAGCUUUGGGCUUGGGAGCGUCUGCCUAUGACUAGACCUAGAGGGGUUAUACCAUUGGAUCAGCUGGUAGAUGUCCCAUAUGGAGUCAGAUGGGUGUGCUACCAUCGAUGGUCAGAUUGUACCACACACCCCAUACGGGCAUACAGGGACCAGCUUGACAGAUUGCUCGAGGGAGAGUUUGUUUGGAUGCCGUAUCCGAACCUCGAGACCCUACCGCCCUAUUGUUCAGCUGGAGUUGGAAUAUGGAUUUCUAGAAUCCCCUUGAUCUAUGCGUACGUAGUGGAGAUGUACUAUCCUGAUCGCUUUUGCAGGCAGUUUAAUGUCGUGCAACACGUCCCUCAAGUUGUUGUCUAUGAUCGUCAUCUACAUCAAAUUAAGUCAAAUGUUAUGCAAAUUGGCGAUGGUGAGAGACAGUAUUUAGAGAUGUGGGAGGAACGUUAUGAUGUUACAGUGCAUAUGGAGUUUGGGAUGGUGGAUGCCACACCAGAGUAUCGUCAGUGGUACUACCUUCGGGGUCGACGACAGAUAGGGAACCCUGUCCAUUCAGCACGGACCAGGGUACAUCCCCAUUUCUCCGGAGCUACAGACAGUAUUAUACUGUAUGGCGGAUUGCAGUCAGCGCCUUGAUCCUGCAAAAUUUGGUGAUAGUGAUAAGAAACUUGAUAUUGUAUG